AAACUCUGAGAAAUGAUAGCGAUAACCAGUUGCGGGUACGUGUGAUAAGGAUAUAAAACAACGUGAUACACAUUAGCUGAGAUAAGAAAGAAAAAUAAAUGAGAGAGGGUUCAAGUCUAGCUGAUAGAGUUGCCAGAGGAAUCAAGAGUUAAGAGGUGAGGGUAUAAAGCUAUUUUCAAUCCUACAUAAAAACGUCAUGGCAGCUUGCAGAGUGUUUUUUAAAAAAGCUGACCACUGUUUGUUAAACAAUGUCCUGUUAUUAAAUUAGCAGAGUUACUAAUGAAUUUUAAUUGAAAAUUAAGUGGACAUGAGUUAUUUGUUGUUAAAAAUGUAUCUCUGUGUAUGCAAAUUACCGGCAAGACGUUCAAAGUCCAUGUUUGUCAGGACUAACCUAAAAUCGUCAUGCUCAAUCAGCUCAACACAACCUUUGGAUUUAACGUCUGUAUUAAACGUCUUCAUGUAGGAACUACGUGUGAUCUUUUAUCUGGAGUAUGUAUAAUGGAUUUAUUUAAUGUAAUUACGAUAAUCUACUCGAAUACAUGGAACCUAAAUUGAUAAAAAAUAUAUGUAUGUACUUAUGUAUACAUUAAAUAGAGGGAAUAAUUUUAUUAGCAACGACAAUGACGUUAAAUAUAAAAAUAUAUGUCAGCAGUUUGGUAUCAGAGUUGGUGAUGGUGCUGUUGGAUUUGUGAAUAAAAUUAAAAAUAGUGAUGAGACUUGAAUUGGUGAUUACAAUUGGCUAUGAAGAAAUAUUCACCGAUAUAUACCACAAGUUUUAAAUACGUAAUUGCUGAGUCUGCAUAUAUGUAUUGUUAUUAUAAAAAGCGGAUGCUACGUGUCGUGUUUUGUAGCCUACAGAAGUCAAGUACUUCAGGGACUACUGAAUAUUCUGCUUCGAUUUAUCAAAGCAAUAUCUCGCAAUGGAGUCAAUUUUCAUCUAGUAUAAUUCAAUCGCCAUCUACUCUGAGAUUAUUAAUAUUAAUACUCGCAAUUAUUUUUUACUAUAAAUAUUGCAAUGCAUUUUCAAUAUAGCACAGUGAUUUUAAAUAUUAUUAUUAUUAUUAUCAGUAAUAAUAUUAAUAAAAAACGACAGACAAUACUAUAAAUUAAAUGUAAUCGUGAGUGUAAAUUAACGAGUUAAAUAACAAAUAAUUAAUAAAUAAAUAUGCAAGCCAAAAAACGGUACUUACUACUAUUUGUCACGUGCGCGUUUCUUGGCUACUGCUACUUUGGUGGCUACAGAUUAAAAAGUAAAAGGCGCAGUGAAAUAACACACGAUUACUGGGAAAAAUUUCCAUCUUAUUUGUCUAUUAAUGAAGAAUUUUAUGAUAAGGAUAUUAAAAUUUCAAAUGGUAAAUUGUCAGUAGUUCAUCCUGCCCGACAAUGCCGCAUGGAGACUUGUUUUGACUACACGAGAUGCAAGCAAGGAUUUACUGUUUACGUUUAUCCUAUAGAAGACACCAUCAGUCCUUUGUACCAAAAAAUAUUAAAUGUUAUAACCGAGUCGCGUUACUAUACGACAGAUCCAGCACGCGCGUGCAUACUCGUACUGGCGCUGGAUACGCUGGAUCGUGAUCCUCUGUCUACUGAGUUUGUUCACAACUUACCGUCAAAACUUGUGCGCCUCCCGUACUGGAACGAAGGACGCAAUCACCUCAUAUUCAAUUUGUACUCCGGGACUUGGCCGGACUACGUCGAGGAUGCGUUGGCUUUCAACAUCGGGUACGCGAUGUUGGCAAAAGCCAGUAUGUCCACCAGCGUACUCAGGCCGAAUUUCGAUGUCUCGAUACCGCUCUUUGGUAAACAGCAUCCGGAGCGCGGUGGGGAACCUGGUCAGGCGUCGGAAAAUAAUUUUCCGAGCAACAAAAAAUACCUCGCGGCAUUCAAGGGUAAAAGAUACGUACACGGCAUUGGUUCGGAAACGAGAAAUGCACUUUAUCAUCUUCACAAUGGCAAGGACCUGGUCUUCGUUACGACUUGUAGGCAUGGUAAAUCCUGGAGAGAACUACAGGAUGAACAUUGCCAGCAGGAUAACCAAGAAUAUGAUACGUACGAUUAUGAGGUUUUACUGUUGAACUCAACGUUUUGUUUAGUACCGAGAGGACGUAGGCUUGGGAGUUUUAGAUUUCUAGAAGCUCUAAAAGCCGGAUGUAUUCCAGUUAUUCUGAGCAAUGGGUGGGCCUUGGCGUUUCACGAUCGUAUUGACUGGAAUCAAGCUGUUAUAUUUACAGACGAACGAUUGUUAUUUCAAAUUCCUGACAUACUGCGCUCUAUUUCAAACACGCAAAUUCUUAAAUUAAGACAGCAAACACAAUUUUUGUGGGAGCGAUACUUUUCUUCAAUUGAAAAAAUAAUUUUCACAGUAUUUGAAAAUAUUCGUGAACGGUUGCCUUGGGAAGGCGCGCGUGAAAAAUUAAUGUGGAAUACAUAUCCUGGUGCAUUGGCCAUCCUGCCUCAGUUUGCUGACAGUCAGCAGGAGCUUCCGUUUUCUAAUAAUGAUCCGGGCAAUGCAUUUACUGCCAUUAUUUAUUCUCAGUUAGGAUCCACGGCUGUUCUUUAUCGCUUACUUCGAAGUGUUGCCAAGAGCAAAUAUUUAGAUAAGAUUAUUUUAAUGUGGAAUUCUGACAUUCCUGUACCAAGAAGACCGCGCUGGCAGGGCAUAAAAGUAACGAUCACAGUGAUAGUAGCGAGCAGUAUCUCCCAGCGCUUCUAUCCCUAUCCUCAGAUCGAAACUAGUGCCAUAUUAUCGUUGGACGAGGACGUAACUCUCAAUACAGACGAAAUAGACUUUGCAUUCGUCGUCUGGCAGUCAUUUCCUGAUCGGAUAGUCGGGUAUCCGGCGAGAUCUCACUAUUGGGACGACUCCAAGAGAUCGUGGGGCUACACCAGCAAAUGGACAAACGACUACAGCAUAGUGUUGACGGGAGCAGCUUUUUACCAUCGUUAUUAUAAUACUCUAUACACGGAAUCACUGAGCUCGACGCUACAUAAAACGGUCGAGCAGUCGCAGAAUUGCGAAGACAUACUUAUGAAUUUUUUGGUGAGCCAUGUGACAAGACGGCCGCCUAUUAAAGUGACUCAGCGUAAACUUUACAAAGAUACCACGGCAGCUGGAAUUAGGUCCUCGUGGAAUGACCCAGAUCACUUUACUCAGCGGCAGACCUGCAUGAAUACUUUUGUGGCCGUUUUCGGUUACAUGCCUUUGCUGCGCUCCAACAUGAGACUGGAUCCUGUGUUAUUUAAAGACCCGGUUAGCAAUUUACGUAAAAAAUAUCGACAAAUUGAAUUAGUUAGUAACUGAAUUUAUUAACGAACAAAUUAAUAAUAAUUAUAAUAAUAAUAAUAAUAAUAAUAAUAAUAAUAAUAAUAAUAAUAAUAAUAAUAAUAAUAAUAAUAAUAAUAAUAAUAAUAAUAACAGUAAUAAUAUAAAUUAAAUGGAGAUUACUCAAUGAAAGGGUAUCGCCGGGUGUUUGCUGGUAGAGCCAUAAUUAACUUGUCAAUAAUAAGCUCGAUAUCGCGAGUGAACUGAUAAUGAUAAUGAUAAUGACGUUGAUGGAUAAGAUUGUUCGAAGAAACAAUGCAUUUUUUAAUAUGAAUAUGAACAAAAUAUUUUUUUCGACACAUUUGUUACUAUGAGAUUAAUACACUUCGAUCAAAAAAUCAUUUUAAUCAUUCCGCGACUUUGUUAUAAAUUUUUUCAUUGCUAAAUAUAAAUAAAUAUAUAUAUAUAUAUAUUAAUAUAAAUAUAAAUACACUAAUUUACGGUGAAAUAUAUGUCCCGUGUGAUAUUUCAUCAGGGCCAUCAUAAUAUAUUAAGUUGUGUAAAUAAAUAAAAAAUCGUUUCAUAGCCAUUA
Molecule: messenger RNA, 3854 nt
Organism: Microplitis demolitor
Lineage: Eukaryota; Metazoa; Arthropoda; Insecta; Hymenoptera; Braconidae
Gene: ttv
Product: exostosin-1
Exons: 8
Coding region: 1166-3301 (711 amino acids)
Cellular component (GO): membrane
Molecular function (GO): glycosyltransferase activity
Source: RefSeq, a predicted model, not a curated record